AUGGUGGCCUCAAAGCUGGUGCUGCUGCUGCUGGCUGCAGCUCUCCUGCUGCAUGUGGCCACCACGCUGAAGAUCAGUGCCUUCAACAUCAAGACAUUUGGGGACAGCAAGAUGUCCAACCAGACCAUCGCAGACAUCAUUGUCUCUAUCCUGUCAGGGUACGACAUCACCAUGGUGCAGGAGGUCCGGGACUCUGACCUGAGCGCCGUGAAGAAGCUCAUGGACCAGCUCAACAGCACGUCCCCACACCCAUACAGCUUUUUGGCCAGCGUGCCCCUGGGUCGGACCAGCUACAAGGAGCAGUACCUCUUCAUCUACAGGUCAGACAUGGUCUCUGUGCUGGGAAGCUACUAUUAUGACGAUGGCUGCGAGCCCUGCGGGACCGAUACCUUCAUCAGGGAGCCCUUCAUUGUGAAGUUCUCCUCACCCACAACACAGGUGAAGGAGUUUGUGAUGGUGCCCCUGCAUGCCAAGCCCAGCAGCGCGGCGGACGAGAUCGACGCACUCUACGACGUCUACACUGACGUUGUCGACAAGUGGGCAACUAACAACAUCCUCCUCCUGGGUGACUUCAAUGCCGACUGCUCCUACGUGACCAGCGCGCAGUGGCCGUCCAUCCGCCUGCGCUCCCUCGACGCCU
Molecule: messenger RNA, 640 nt
Organism: Leptosomus discolor (cuckoo roller)
Lineage: Eukaryota; Metazoa; Chordata; Aves; Leptosomiformes; Leptosomidae
Source: RefSeq, a predicted model, not a curated record